UUUCAAGAUGGCGACCACGUUGGAAGAUAAAGAAAUUUGGGAAGAUGGAGAGGAAUUGGGUGAAGAUGUGCUUCGUAUGUCGACUGAAGAAAUUGUCAGUCGAACAAGAUUGCUUGACAAUGAAAUCAAGAUUAUGAAAAGUGAAAUAAUGAGAAUCAGCCAUGAACAGCAAGCAAUGAAAGAGAAGAUUAAGGAAAACUCUGAAAAGAUAAAAGUCAACAAAACACUCCCAUAUUUGGUAUCAAACGUCAUAGAGUUACUUGAUGUGGAUCCACAAGAUUAUGCGGAGGAAGAUGGAGCUAAUGUCGAUCUAGAUUCUCAAAGAAAAGGAAAAUGUGCUGUAAUAAAGACAUCUACAAGACAGACCUAUUUCUUACCUGUCAUCGGUUUGGUUGAGCCUGAAAACCUAACACCAGGAGAUCUUGUAGGUGUAAAUAAAGACUCCUACUUGAUUUUAGAAAAGCUUCCAGCAGAGUAUGAUUCUCGAGUCAAAGCUAUGGAGGUUGACGAGAGACCUACUGAACAGUACAGUGAUAUUGGUGGACUUGAUCAGCAGAUUCAAGAGUUAGUAGAGGCAAUUGUUCUACCAAUGACACACAAGCAAAGAUUUGAAAACCUUGGCAUUGCACCCCCCAAAGGUGUAUUAUUAUAUGGACCACCAGGAACUGGAAAAACCUUGUUAGCCAGAGCAUGUGCUGCACAGACCAAGUCCACGUUCUUAAAGCUUGCAGGACCUCAACUUGUACAGAUGUUUAUUGGAGAUGGUGCUAAGCUUGUUCGUGAUGCCUUUGCUCUUGCAAAAGAGAAAGCACCAGCUAUCAUAUUUAUUGAUGAAUUGGAUGCCAUAGGAACAAAGAGAUUUGACAGUGAAAAAGCAGGAGACAGAGAGGUUCAAAGAACCAUGCUUGAGCUUCUUAACCAGCUGGAUGGAUUCAGCUCGCACCACGAUAUUAAGGUCAUAGCAGCAACAAACAGAGUCGAUAUUCUUGAUCCCGCUUUGUUGAGAUCAGGUCGAUUGGAUAGAAAGAUAGAAUUUCCCAACCCUGACCAAGAAGCAAGAGCUAGAAUUUUGCAGAUUCACUCUAGAAAAAUGAAUGUUAGUGCCGAUGUCAACUUUGACGAGCUGUCAAGAUGCACAGAUGAUUUCAAUGGUGCAAUGCUCAAAGCCGUCUGCGUUGAAGCUGGUAUGAUUGCUCUACGACGAGAAGCCACUACAGUAUGUCAUGAAGACUACAUGGAUGGCAUCAUGGAAGUCAAUGCCAAGAAGAAGACUAACUUGCUGUACUACGCUUAGAUUGACAUGCUUUACGCAAAUCAAUAUUGUAUUAAAAACCAUCUUAAAAACUACUACUGUGAAUGUUAAUAAACAAAAUUUAGUAAACAAUGAAAACUUG
Exaiptasia diaphana is the source of this 1394-nucleotide messenger RNA. Its product is annotated as 26S proteasome regulatory subunit 6A-B. Lineage: Eukaryota; Metazoa; Cnidaria; Anthozoa; Actiniaria; Aiptasiidae. Gene Ontology annotation, biological process: proteasome-mediated ubiquitin-dependent protein catabolic process. Gene Ontology annotation, cellular component: proteasome regulatory particle, base subcomplex. Bases 8 to 1294 code for a protein of 428 amino acids. The transcript is spliced from 19 exons. The record is from RefSeq and is a predicted model, not a curated record. Gene Ontology annotation, molecular function: ATP binding; proteasome-activating activity; ATP hydrolysis activity.